AUGGCAGAAAUAGCUUUUUAUGGAAAUCAUUUUACAAUGUUGAGAUCAAGUGCAGCUGAAAAACUUACUAUAUUUACUAAUUUAUGUAGCAACCAAAAGGUUCUGAAGAAAGCCUGUGUCAAGGCGGGGAGUGGUGCACUUCCGCACUCAGGUCAACUAACCAAGUUCAGCUCCUCUCUGAAGAGCUUUCACAUACAGGAGCAUAAAGACAAUAGCACAGCAUAUAGAGAUCCAGAAGUUGUGUGUGUGUUGGGGGGGGGCAACCAGAAGAUGAGCAGGAGGAAGAAAUGCCUGGGAGAACUCACCGGCACCUUGAAUGUGGCCAAGGGGUCAGCAGACACUGAGGUGGUUUGUGCACUUCUGUGCCCCAUCGACUUCUCCAGACAGAAGCUAGAUCCCAAAAUUGCCAGGGCCCCACAGAACUGCUACAAAAUGACCAACGGAGCAUUCACUGGGGAGAUCAGCCCUGGCAUGACCAAAGACAGGAGCCACAUACAUAAUACUGGGCACUUGGAGAAAAGGCAUGUCUUUAGGGAAACAGAUGAGUUGAUUGGGCAGAAAGCGGUCCGUGUCCGUAGUGGACUUGGGGUGAUCACCUGCACUGGGGAGAAGUUAGAUGAAAGAGAAGCUGGCGUCAUGGAGGAGGUUGUUUUCGAGCAAACCAAGAUCAUCGCAGACAAUGUGAAGGACUGGAGCAAAGUCGUCCUGGCCUCUGAACCUGUGUGGGCCAUUGGGACUGGCAAGGUGGCAACAUCUCAGCAGGCUCAGGAAAUACACGAGAAGCUCCGGGGACAGCUGAAAUGCAAUGCCUGUGAUACGGUGGCUCAAAGCACCCGAAUCAUUUAUGGAGGUUCUGUGACUGGAGUAACCUGCAGAGAGCUAGCAAGCCAGCCUGACGUGGAAGGCUUCCUCGUGGGUGGCCCAUUGCUGAAGCCGGAAUUUGUGGACAUCGUCAAUCUCAAACAGUAA
This is a messenger RNA of Psammomys obesus (fat sand rat), 969 nucleotides long. Its product is annotated as triosephosphate isomerase-like. The record is from RefSeq and is a predicted model, not a curated record. Lineage: Eukaryota; Metazoa; Chordata; Mammalia; Rodentia; Muridae. Gene Ontology annotation, molecular function: triose-phosphate isomerase activity. Gene Ontology annotation, cellular component: cytosol. Gene Ontology annotation, biological process: glyceraldehyde-3-phosphate biosynthetic process; glycolytic process; glycerol catabolic process.